This is a messenger RNA of Alosa alosa (allis shad), 2193 nucleotides long. It is a transcript of the gene cry-dash, whose product is annotated as cryptochrome DASH. Bases 97 to 1686 code for a protein of 529 amino acids. Lineage: Eukaryota; Metazoa; Chordata; Actinopteri; Clupeiformes; Clupeidae. Gene Ontology annotation, biological process: photoreactive repair. The transcript has 14 exons. Gene Ontology annotation, molecular function: deoxyribodipyrimidine photo-lyase activity; damaged DNA binding; FAD binding. The record is from RefSeq and is a predicted model, not a curated record.
CGCAGGCGUGAACGCAGAUAUGUUGAAUGGUAAGGUUAGGUUUUCGUUUAGGUGAAUCGUGGAAGAAGACUUUAGGCUAUUGGAAAAAUUGUCAAAAUGUCCAGUUCGCGCACGAUAAUCUGUCUACUGCGAAAUGAUUUGCGUCUUCAUGAUAACGAGGUGUUCCAUUGGGCCCAGAAGAAUGCAGAGCACAUAGUUCCACUCUACUGCUUUGACCCUCUUCACUAUUUGGGAACAAGCUGCUUCAAUUUCCCAAAGACAGGGCCUUUCCGUUUGCGCUUCCUUCUUGACAGUGUAAAUGAUCUGCGGGCCUCCCUCAAAAAGAGAGGAAGCAACCUUGUGGUGCGUCGUGGAAAACCGGACCAAGUGGUUGGUGAUCUUAUCAAACAGCUUGGUUCGGUCACCGCAGUUGCCUUCCACGAAGAGGUGACGCAAGAGGAGAAGGAGGUUGAGAAGCAAAUAAAGGAUGUUUGCUUGAAAAACCAGGUCAAAGUUCAAAGCUUUUGGGGUUCCACACUUUAUCACAGACAUGACCUGCCCUUCAAUCACAUCAGUAGACUCCCUGAUGUGUACACCCAGUUCAGGAAGGCAGUGGAGUCCCAGAGCAGGGUGAGGCCAGUCCUCCCCACCCCAGCCCAGCUGAGGUCUUUGCCCCUGGGCUUGGAGGAAGGGCCAGUCCCCACGUACCAGGACCUGGAGCAGCUAGAGCCAGUGACUGAUCCACGCUCCGCCUUCCCUUGCCACGGAGGAGAGAGCGAGGCUUUGGCCCGACUAAAACACUACUUCUGGGACACAGAUGCUGUGGCAACUUACAAAGAAACCCGAAAUGGUUUGAUUGGGGUCAAUUAUUCUACAAAAUUUGCACCAUGGCUUGCCAUGGGCUGCAUAUCUCCACGAUAUAUUUAUGAACAGAUCAAGAAAUACGAACAAGAGAGAACGGCCAACCAAAGCACAUACUGGGUAAUAUUUGAGCUCCUUUGGAGGGAUUACUUCAGGUUUGUGGCUUUGAAGUAUGGAAACAGACUUUUUCAUUUGAAUGGUCUACAAGACAAGCAUGUGCCAUGGAAGACAGACAUGAAACUUUUGGAUGCAUGGAAAGAGGGACGGACAGGAGUGCCUUUUGUGGAUGCCAAUAUGAGGGAGUUGGCCCUCACUGGCUUCAUGUCCAACAGAGGGCGACAGAAUGUAGCCAGCUUCCUCACCAAAGACCUGGGUCUGGAUUGGAGGAUGGGGGCAGAGUGGUUUGAGUACUUACUGGUUGACUAUGAUGUGUGCAGCAACUAUGGAAACUGGUUGUACAGUGCUGGCAUUGGCAAUGACCCUAGAGAGAACAGGAAGUUCAAUAUGAUCAAACAGGGACUGGAUUACGACAAUAAUGGAGACUAUGUGAGGCAGUGGGUACCUGAACUGCAGGGCAUUAAAGGAGGGGACGUUCACACACCAUGGGCUCUGAGCAGUGGUGCCUUGUCACAUGCCAAAGUGUCUCUGAAUGAGACAUACCCAUCCCCAGUCGUCAUGGCACCUGAAUGGAGUCGACAUGUCAACAAGAAACCAUCUGGUGGAUCUGGACCUGCUGCACGAGGAAGAAAGGGUCUUUCGCAUACUCCCAAACAACACAAGGACAGAGGCAUUGACUUUUACUUCUCUAAGAGUAGGGGUCUAAAGACCUCCAAUGAGGGACUGUGAUUGACUUCAGGGAUUGUCUCUGCUUUUGACAGGGCUAGUUAGUUUCCACAGUAAAUCAUACCCUUAUUAUGCCCAACAGGCUAUAGAGCAUGUGGUAUAUUUGCUCAAAUAUAUUUUCUGUUUACAGAAAUGGUAAAGCCUUAAGCCUGAGAUGCAUUAAGUGAAAAUGAAAAGUGAACUCCUUCACCUGUGCAAUAUUUUGUUAAUGUCUAAAGUGUUUUAGUUAAUGACAUUGUUUUAUGAAGUUUUGUAAUUGAUUGAUUGAUGAUUAAUAUCAAGUCUGUUAUGCUCAUCUCCUGAAACGUUUUUAAAGAAACCUUUGUAAUAUUGAAGGUUCAGGUCUGUGUGAUUCUGACACUUACAGCAUAAGGAAGUUGGAGGUCAUAGUUAUAUUGUAGGCUAUAAUGGAAAUUAAUUUACAAGAAAGGGGAAGAGAAACUACUGACCUGUUUUGGAUGAUUUGAAAUGGCAGAAGAUUCACACAAAUAAACAACUUUUUUCAUUAAA